Nerophis ophidion (straightnose pipefish) is the source of this 1916-nucleotide messenger RNA. RefSeq names its product GDNF family receptor alpha 4a (gene gfra4a). The record is from RefSeq and is a predicted model, not a curated record. The coding region runs from base 474 to 1883 and encodes 469 amino acids. Gene Ontology annotation, cellular component: external side of plasma membrane; signaling receptor complex. The transcript has 10 exons. Gene Ontology annotation, molecular function: signaling receptor activity. Lineage: Eukaryota; Metazoa; Chordata; Actinopteri; Syngnathiformes; Syngnathidae. Gene Ontology annotation, biological process: nervous system development.
UUAUUUUGUCAGUUUUUUAGGAAAUAGUUCGUUUUGGGAGAAUUUGUCAUUUUAUUUUGAAAUCCUACCUUCUUCCGGAAGUGACGUUGAGUCCUCACUCGUUGCUGAGACAUGCGUGAGGAAGUAAGUGUUUCUCUCUGCUCUAGUGUUUUUAAAGUGUUUGGCUGUGAAACGAGAUUAUAAUGUGCUCUUUUGUUGCUGAUAUGGUUAUGUACACUUGUUGUACUCAUAGUUUGAGUGUUUUAGCAAACUUUUUGCUGGUGUACUGUUCGGUGGCGUUUCUCGCUCACACACACACAGUGGCUGCGGCAUUUCAUUGAAGUUUUCCCUCCAUUUUAGACUGGUUUGCUGCUGAGUCCUGUGUUAACGCUGCCGCACUGUUUCCUGUAUAUUUCAUACAGGGGAGCAGUGAGCAGCAGCGAUGGCCACGCCCGGAAAUCAUUUGCUGAUUCAACCCCCAAUUCCAACCCUUGAUGCUGAGUGCCAAGCAGGGAGUUCUGGGGGCAAAAGAAGCUGAGAUUUGUUUUGCUGUCGCCGCCUUCGUCGAUCACAGGCGGCCCGCCAGCGUCGACGAAAAAGCCGUGGCUCCACUUUCACCAAGACUUCCACGCCUGGCCGACUCCGACGGCGGCUGGGACUGCCUACGGGCGGGCGACGCCUGCUCCGGCGAUGACACCUGCAGCCCGCGACUGCGCACCCUGCGGCAGUGUGUGGCGGGCGACGGCAGCGUCAAGUUGGGGCCCGGAGCUCGCAACCAGUGUGAGAACGCCAUGACGGCGCUGCUAUCCACACCGCUGCACGGCUGCCAGUGCAAGCGAGGUAUGAAGAAGGAGAAAAACUGCCUGAGCAUCUACUGGAGUCUGCAUCAGUCGGUCCUGCACGGUCUCCACCUGGUAGAGGACUUCCCGUACGAGCCUGAGGAGAGAGGGUCCGGCUACGUCCGCCUGGCCUCCAUCGCUGCAGAGUCAGAAGUGACCGCCGUCAACCGCUGCCUGGACGCCGCGAAGGCGUGCAACAUAGACGAGACAUGUCAGAAGCUGCGCACGGAGUACGUGUCGUCCUGCAUCCAGCCCUCCGCCCGCUCCGGGCCCUGCAACCGGCCCAAGUGCAGCAAGGCGCUCAGGAAGUUCUUCGACCGCGUGCCGGCAGACUACACCCACGAGUUGCUCUUCUGCCCGUGCACCGACACGGCGUGUGCCGAGCGCCGCCGCCAGACCAUCGUGCCGACGUGCUCCUACGAGGACAAGGACAAGCCCAGCUGCCUGGCCCAGCUGAGGGUCUGCAAGGCCGACUACGUGUGCAGGUCUCGCUGGGCCCAGUUCCAGUACGACUGCCAGCCCUGGGAACAGAGCGCCAGCGGCUGCAAGCAGGAGGACCACGGCGCGUGUCUGCUGGCCUACACCGGCCUGAUCGGAAGCACAGUCACGCCCAACUACCUUGACAAUUCCACCUCCAACGUGGGACCAUGGUGCUCCUGCAGUGCCGCCGGCCACCAGCGGGAGCAGUGUGGGGACUUCCUGGCGUUGUUCCACGACAACGUCUGCCUGAAGAACGCCAUCUUGGCUUUUGGCAACAGCUCGGAUGUCAAAACAGGCGGUGGUCAGCCCGGGAUUCCCAGCCCGACCGUGCACUCUCCCUGGGCCACCGCCAGCGCCGCCCCGGGCGUUUCCAUGGAAACAGAGCAGAACAUCCUGAGAGAACAGAUACCGACUCGAGUCAAGGACAACAGCUUGUGGGGUGACGAUGGAGACUCCACCCUCCCCUCCCCCAAACUCUCGGAUCGCUCAUGCGGGCGCCCCUGCUCAUCUUCACCUCACCUGCUGAUGAUGAUGAUGAUGAUGAUGCUGAUGAUGAUGAUGACGACGCUCCUCUACGGCCACUAGGGGGGGCGGGGGGGUCGCUCAUGCCAGCCGUCA